Molecule: messenger RNA, 816 nt
Organism: Colletotrichum graminicola M1.001
Lineage: Eukaryota; Fungi; Ascomycota; Sordariomycetes; Glomerellales; Glomerellaceae
Product: thymidylate kinase
Exons: 3
Coding region: 1-816 (271 amino acids)
Biological process (GO): dUDP biosynthetic process; dTDP biosynthetic process; dTTP biosynthetic process
Cellular component (GO): cytoplasm; cytosol; nucleus
Molecular function (GO): dTMP kinase activity; ATP binding
Source: RefSeq, a predicted model, not a curated record
AUGGCAUCCAUAAACGACCUCGCCACGGCGGCCAUAGCAACCUCGGCCACGACUGGCGGUGGACCGGCCGGAGAGGACGGGUCCUCCGCCGUGAAGCCGCCCGCCGGCGUCGUCCGUGGCGCGUUUAUCGCGUUCGAGGGUUUGGACCGGAGUGGGAAGACGACACAGGUGAAGCUGCUCGAGCAGCGCUUCGUCGAACUGGGGAAGAAGGUCAAGGUGAUGCGUUUUCCUGACAGAACAACACCCAUUGGCCAGAUGAUUGACGCCUAUCUCAAGAGCUCGGUCGAGAUGGAAGAUCACGUCAUCCACCUGCUCUUCAGCGCCAAUAGAUGGGAAGCAGUCAAGAAUAUUCAAACCCUCCUGGCCUCCGGGACGACCGUCAUUUGUGACAGGUACUACCACUCGGGUAUCGUCUACUCGGCCGCCAAGCAGAACCCGCACCUAACCCUACACUGGGCGCGCCAGCCUGAGCUCGGUCUGCCGCGGCCAGACCUCGUGCUUUUCCUCGAUCUCGAGGAGGCUAUUGCGAGGGAGCGCGGUGGGUGGGGUGACGAGGUGUAUGAGAAGGCCGAGUUCCAGCGCCGUGUGCGCGAUUUGUUUUGGGGCCUGAGCCUAGGACGCGUCGGGCCGGACGGCGGGCUCGGCGAGAAGGGGAGGGUCGACCGAGAGUUCCGGCAGGAGGAGGAGGAUUUGGUCGUCGUCGAUGCGGGUGCAAGCGUAGAGGAGGUUGCGGAGGAAAUUUGGAGAAAGGUUGGACCAAGGGUGGAGGGGGUCGAGAAGGGAGAGGUUGGGGAUGCCGCCAGGGUUGUGUCGUGA